AUGAUGUUCAACGCUACCAGAGUAAGCUACGUGAGUAGUAUAAAGACAUCUAGUUCGAGUUCUAGUAGAUCUUCCAGGUUUUCUACUGGUGACAGCUUUUCUUCCACUUUGGCCAGCUCAUCAGUGCACUCUUGGUCGCAGGAUUUAACGCAGACGUCAAGUAGCUUUACCUCACAUCAAACUUUAAACUCCACACUGAUACCUUUGAUACCGGAAAGCACUAGCUAUAGCUCUAUUUCCAAUACGGCGACGAGUGAAAUACCCACUAAAUCGACGACAACGCCCACUUCCACAACGGGAGCAACGACUACUACGAGAAGUCUGCAGCAGGGCAAGACUGCUGUGAGCUACACACGCAGUUAUAUCAUCACUGAGUCUUCUGUAACUUUCACAACAGAGCUAUCCAGGGUCUCGAUUCUGAAUUCUAAUGAGGCCGCAACAUUUUCAGCACCCACUGCUGCCGUUACCACCGACGUGGGUUUUUACAACCGUUGGCUGAGUGGGACGUUGGAUUCGGGCCAAUCGGGAGGCUCAAUAUCUGCAGGCCAUCGGAACGCUAUAAUCGCCAGCGUCUUGGGUAGCGUGGGUGGGCUUUUACUUGCGACAUUGCUCAUAGGAGGAAUUAUAUUUUGGCGGCGUAAGAAGCGAGUGAAGUCGGUACAGGGAUUCAGUCAUGACAUUGGAUGUCGCGUUGAUGACCCUAGCAAUUUGAACGAUACAGCCUUCGGAGCACCAAACAACCGUAGUGCCACGAAUAGGUCGUCUGACGAAGACGAAGAGUUUUUGAAAAGCAAGUACAGCUCUUUUGGACGCAAAUUGCCGUUAUGGCGUAAAAGCGAAGCAAAAACUAAAACCCUCGCUUCUCAGGAACAAGCCACGACGGAGUCGGAGCGAACACGCGGAAACCCAUUUCAGGACGAGUUCGAUUUCCAGAAGCGGCUUCCCCUGCUACCUCCGGUACCCGCGCGAGAUCCUCCAUUGCACUCCCAUUUCUCUUAUCGUAGUGAGGAAACGUCUUCAUUUUCAGGCACCGACUCUGAUUCCUCAUCGUCGAUUCAGCUUUCGAGGCCUAAUGCGGUUGCCAGAAGUACACAGAGUUUUUUGAGAGAGGUGCUGUGA
This is a messenger RNA of Lachancea lanzarotensis, 1119 nucleotides long. RefSeq names its product LALA0S12e03840g1_1 (gene TDA7). Lineage: Eukaryota; Fungi; Ascomycota; Saccharomycetes; Saccharomycetales; Saccharomycetaceae. The coding region runs from base 1 to 1119 and encodes 372 amino acids. The transcript has a single exon. The record is from RefSeq and is a predicted model, not a curated record.